This is a messenger RNA of Solea senegalensis (Senegalese sole), 981 nucleotides long. Its product is annotated as transmembrane protein 69-like. The transcript is spliced from 3 exons. The record is from RefSeq and is a predicted model, not a curated record. NCBI's taxonomy places the organism in Eukaryota, Metazoa, Chordata, Actinopteri, Pleuronectiformes, Soleidae. Bases 190 to 921 code for a protein of 243 amino acids.
AGUGUCAGCCAAACCAGUCGAUGUCAGAUCCCGUCUCAUUCAGUUUUAGAGACAGUCAUUUAAUCGAGCACUAAUCGAAUGGUAUCUCAGUAAACGACCUUUAGUUUCGCUACCAUAUAUUACUGAACUACAGUGCACCCGGCAAGUUGUUGAAUGAUAUCGUAACGUUAAGCUAACUACAGGAUCAAAAUGUUUCGACUUGCAACUGGUAGACGCGUAGUUUAUGAGGUGUCAGUCUGGAGAUGUCUUCAGCAGAAAACCAGAACAGCAAAUUACUCAACUUCAGCUCAACUGCUGUUUUGCUCGCAGUUUUCCUCCAGAGUGGCGUCCACCAAAAAGCUGCUGAGCAUCAGGCCAGUGAGCUUGUAUGCCUCACGUCUCUGCCAAAGCAAUUCCCAAAGCACCUCAGACCGAGGAAAUGCCAAGGAAGGCCUCAGUUUAAAAACCAUCACUCACGCUCCCAAACCAGCCCUCUACCUUGGUUUUUCUGGACUUAUCCCUUUCUUAUCAGCCCCUCUCCUUAUGGCUGCUUCCCAGUCCUUCUACCCUGAAGUGGCAUAUGCUCAAGUCAUUUAUGGAGCCUCUAUUGUGUCCUUCCUUGGAGGUGCCCGCUGGGGGUUUGCCAUACCUAUUGGUAGUCCUGCUCAGCCAGACUGGAAGAACUUGGGCAACAGUGUAGUCCCCUCACUUUUGGCCUGGCUGUCCCUGCUCUGCAGAGACAAUAUUGCAGAGGGAGCCCUGGUAGUAAUCAUGGGACUAGGUUUGUCUCUGCAUUACGACCUGACACUGCUGCCUGGCUAUCCUGCCUGGUUCAAAGCCAUGCGAACUGUCCUCACUCUGGUUGCAACCUUCUCACUGGUGGCUACACUGAUAAUUAAAAAGUUCUGCACUGAGAAGAAGUUCAAAGAGAAUAAGAGCUGAAAGAAGAGACCAGUUUGUUCUGAUCUUUAUUUACUAAAUAAAAAUGUAUAAUUGAUUGAA